Trachemys scripta elegans is the source of this 484-nucleotide messenger RNA. RefSeq names its product NADH:ubiquinone oxidoreductase subunit C1 (gene NDUFC1). NCBI's taxonomy places the organism in Eukaryota, Metazoa, Chordata, Testudines, Emydidae. Bases 85 to 339 code for a protein of 84 amino acids. The transcript has 4 exons. Gene Ontology annotation, cellular component: mitochondrion. The record is from RefSeq and is a predicted model, not a curated record.
CAGGGGGAGCCCUACGCGCCACAGCCUCGUCCCCGGACUGCUCAGGCCGGACUGCGGCGGCGCGGGUGGAGCUGGGCCGGGAAGAUGGCGCCGCCGCUGGGGCUGGCGAGGCGGCUGUUCCUGGCGUCCGGGAGCCUGAACCACACAUUGACUCGUUCUGCAUUCAUUGCAAGAAAACCUGACUAUACAAAACCAAACUGGGGAAAGGUUGGACUGACUUUUGGCACCACUGCAGCUCUGUGGGUCCUACUCUUCAAGCAACAUAAUGAAGAUGUAAUGGAAUAUGAAAGGAGAAGAGAAGAGAGGGAGAAACGUGAUGCAUGUACAGGAUGUUCAUAGUUGAAGAUAUGCUCGAAGAAGUGAUUGAGCGAUAAUUGUAAUCCACAAGGAAAUGAUGAACAGGGUAUCAGAAAAUAUCUGGAUAUUUAUCUGUUCUCAAUGUUUUGUACAAAGCACUGUGAAAUAAACAGCAAUUAAUAUGGAA